This is a messenger RNA of Recurvomyces mirabilis, 354 nucleotides long. It is a transcript of the gene GIM4, whose product is annotated as Cochaperone prefoldin complex subunit. Gene Ontology annotation, cellular component: cytoplasm; prefoldin complex. The record is from RefSeq and is a predicted model, not a curated record. NCBI's taxonomy places the organism in Eukaryota, Fungi, Ascomycota, Dothideomycetes, Mycosphaerellales, Teratosphaeriaceae. Bases 1 to 354 code for a protein of 117 amino acids. The transcript has 3 exons. Gene Ontology annotation, molecular function: protein folding chaperone. Gene Ontology annotation, biological process: protein folding.
AUGGCACAACAAGUCGCUUCUGCGAAAAAGCAGCAAGACUUGCAGGUCCAGUACUCGAACUACAAGGAUACGCUCCAAGCCAUUGCCGGCAAAAUUGGCGAUGUUGAACAAGAAGCCGAAGAACACAAACUAGUGCUGGAGACUUUGACACCGCUUCCUGGAGAUCGGAAGUGCUUCCGGAUGAUCAAUGGGGUUCUGACUGAACGCACGGUGGGCGAGGUACUGCCGACGUUGCAGACGAAUGCGGAUGGUUUGAAGAAAGUGCUCGAGGAUCUGGUCAAGCAGUAUCGUGGCAAGCAGGACGAAAUGGAGAAGUGGAAGAAGAAGAACAAUGUUCAGGUUGUGCAGCAGUAG